Ostreococcus tauri is the source of this 1491-nucleotide messenger RNA. RefSeq names its product tRNA modification GTPase MnmE domain 2. Gene Ontology annotation, cellular component: cytoplasm. NCBI's taxonomy places the organism in Eukaryota, Viridiplantae, Chlorophyta, Mamiellophyceae, Mamiellales, Bathycoccaceae. Gene Ontology annotation, biological process: tRNA wobble uridine modification; tRNA methylation. The coding region runs from base 1 to 1491 and encodes 496 amino acids. Gene Ontology annotation, molecular function: GTPase activity; GTP binding; protein binding. The transcript has a single exon. The record is from RefSeq and is a predicted model, not a curated record.
AUGCGCGUCGGGGCGAGCGCGCGCGCGAGAGCGACGGCGGAGACGAUUUACGCCGUAGCCACCGCGCGCGGACGCGCCGGGGUGAGCGUGACGCGCGUGAGCGGGCCGAACGCGCUCGAGGCCUUACGCUUGGCCCGAGCGAUGGAGACGUCUUCGCCGUCCUCGACGGCCUCGACGUCGCGCGCGAAUGACGUCGACGGACGGUUACGAUAUCGCGCCUUCGUGGACCCGAACGCGCGCGCGGGGGAGCCCCCGCUGGACGUGGGGUUCGUCGCGACCUGGCGGGCGCCGCGGUCGUUCACGGGCGAAGACGUCGUGGAGUUUCACGGACACGGCUCCGUCGCGACGCAGCGCGCGUUGCUCGACGCGCUCGGGACGAUCGAUGGGUUUCGCCACGCCGAGGCGGGGGAGUUCGCGCGCCGAGCGUUUCUGAACGGGAAGAUGGAUUUGACCGCGGCGGAGGGCUUGGCGGAUUUAUUAGACGCCGAGACGGAGGCGCAGCGGCGACAGGCGAUGCGAUUGACCGCGAACGGGACACAGCGAGCGAUGUACGAGCGGUGGAGAGAUGAGUUGAUGACGUGCGCGGCGCACUGCGAGGCGGUGAUCGAUUUCGGGGAGGAGGAGGACGUUUCGGGCGACGUCGUCGAGCGGGACGUCCUGACGCGGGCGACGGCGCUGCGAGAGACGUUACGGAAACAUCUCGACGCCCCGGCGCGAGGAGAGAUGAUUCGUCGAGGCGUGCGCGUGGCCAUCGUCGGCGCGCCGAACGUGGGGAAGAGCUCGAUGCUGAACGCGCUCGCGGGACGAGACGCCGCCAUCGUGUCUCCGCGCGCGGGCACCACGCGAGACGUCUUGGAAAUCUCCUUGGAGUUGAACGGGUACAAAGUCAUCGUGAGCGACACCGCGGGGAUUCGCGAGACGGACGAUGACGUGGAGAAGAUGGGCGUCGCUCGAGCGCUCGAGCGCGCGCGGGACGCGGACGUGCUCGUCGCGCUCGCCGACGCCUCGAGCGACGCCUCGAGCGACGCCGCGCGCGACGCCUUGUCCACCGUGGACGUCACGGGUAAAGACGUCAUCACCGUCUGGAACAAAUCAGACGUCAUCGACGCCGCGCGCGCGCGCGAGCUCGACGCGCGCGUCGACGACAUCACCCGUCGCGGCGGCGACGCCCGCGUCGUGAGCGCGCGCGACGGGCGCGGCGUCGACGAUUUCAUCGCCACCCUCGCCCGCGUCGUCGCUCGAAAGUGCGAGCGCACCUCCGUCGAGGGCGACGACGACGACGCGCUCGCCGUGACCCGUUCGCGCCACCGGGUGAAUCUCACGUCGUGCGUCGCCGCGCUCGAGCGCGCCGCGCGCCGCGCGCCCGUCCCGCUCGAGCUCCGCGCCGAGGACUUCCGCCUCGCCGCGCGCGCCCUCGCCCGCGUCACCGGUUCGUACGACGUCGAGGACGUCCUCGACGUCGUCUUUCGCGACUUUUGCGUCGGUAAAUAG